Molecule: messenger RNA, 294 nt
Organism: Aspergillus clavatus NRRL 1
Lineage: Eukaryota; Fungi; Ascomycota; Eurotiomycetes; Eurotiales; Aspergillaceae
Exons: 2
Coding region: 1-294 (97 amino acids)
Source: RefSeq, a predicted model, not a curated record
AUGGUCAAGGUCGCCAUUCUCCCUCUCACUCUUCUUGCUGCACUGGCUCCCUUUGCCGCCGCAGACAACUGCAAGACUGGGCUGAACUACUGUGGUUACAACCUCUUGAACAUCGGUAACUACGGAGCCCAGGUCAAUGAGGCCCUUGUGGCUGCCCAUCAGUCCACGGAUGAUGGCCAUAUCCGUGAAUCUCUCUUCCAGUGCAAUGGUGGCAGCAACGGUGAUAUCACCUUUAUCACCUACUGCGGUGGUGGCUGCAGGGACGGUGGCUCUGGCCGCAGUGACUACUGCUGA